GAGUUGAUUUAUUGAAACCACUGAUUAUGAUGCACAAGCAUCUUUAAAUUCAGCAUCUAUAGAGAAAGAAACGCCACUCUUAUAUUUCUCUCUCUCCUCAUUUCUUUCUGUAAUUUUCCUGUGGGCACGAACGUAGUCAGUUUUUACAGAGCUAGGUAGAAAAAAGAAAUGAAAAAGAGGGUGUUUAGUGGGGGGCAAAGAUAAAGUGUUCCCACUUUGAGGUGGUAAAAGGGAAUUCAUAGACGAAAAAAACACUCAUCACUCUUUUUGUUUUCUUCUUCACUAUUUUCUUUUUACUGGUUUUCAACUUCAGGUACUUUUGAUUUUAUGGGCUUUGUCUGCAUGUAUUGCAUUGAAUCUAUAUGAUGAAAGGCUACCAGUUUUCAGUUUAUACAAGCCUUGUGCUUUCUUUUCUGUGUUCUUGGAGGUUAGUGUAGGAAAGUUGAGAACAAUCAAAUCAGAGAGUAAUUCCCCAUUUGUUCAGACAACUAGUUUGGUAUUUUCUUCAAGUUCGAUUCUUGAUAGUUUGACUGUAAUAUGUGCUACUAUUAAAGAUCGGUUUUUUAUUGUUACAUUUCCUAUAAUGAUUGUAUGAUUAAACUCCUCAUUCACACUGUGAAAAAAGAACCAGUUCGAUUCAUUUGUUGAUAGAGCUUUUCCUAGCAAUUUAAGAGAUUGGUAUUGUGUGAAAGAAAUUCUUGAACAAGAGCUCCAAUGGAAGAUUACACCUCUCUGCAAUCCCCAAAGGAGCAUUACAGACAGCCCAUUUCCUCAAUUUUCACUUCGCCUAGGUUGCUCACUAGUUUUGUGUCAAAGGGCUCUCUUGAAACUGAGUCUUUAACCAGCCCAACUUCAAUCAUGGAUACCAAACCGUUUUGUGCUCUAAGAAACCCCUUUAAGUCUGAAACAAACUCCCCCAAACCAGAAGGCAAGAACCAUUGGGAUAAAUUGGAGUCAAGAGGGGUUAGCCUUGGCCUUAUAGAUGCACUGAUUGAUGAGAACUCACAGUCGAAUGUGUCAAAGCACGAUAGCCGGAUGGUCCUCUUUGGAUCACAGUUGAGGAUCCAUGUCCCUCCCCUGCCUCCCUCUGUAGCUUCCCCAACUGAUUCCCCCAAAUCCCCCUGUGAUUUUGGCAUCAAAACUAGGCACUCUCAUGUGGGCUCACCCUCGCCCUCGGCUAAUCUGAAGAGAUCCCCCUUUGGCUCGAUGAAUUCGGGUGGUUUUAGUAGUCUCUCUGCUAGUGAGAUGGAGCUCUCGGAGGACUACACAUGUGUGAUAUCUUAUGGCCCAAAUCCAAAAACUACACACAUAUUUGAUGAUUGCAUUCUUGAGAGCUGUUGUGGGGUUGUCAAGUUCUCAGAAUCAAGAAAGGAAAAUGGCCAGUUUUCGAUGAAUCAGUCGAUGAGUUACCCCUCUGAGUGUUUCCUUAGCUUCUGCUAUAGCUGCAAGAAGAAUCUUGGACAAGGGAAGGAUAUUUACAUGUACAGGGGUGAGAAGGCAUUCUGCAGCAGUGAAUGCCGGUGCAAGGAAAUGAUGCUUGAGGAGGAGGAGGGGUCGGAAACUUCUGAUUCCGACCACCACGUGUAUAAUGGUACUUCCUCGUGAAGCUUAUUUUUUCGGCUUCCUCAUAUGUUACUGAUCCCAUCAAGGGUUGAUGAAUUGUGAUGCAAGAUGAAACAAAUCAAGAUUGUGAGAUGUUACAAAGGAUUGAAUCUUGUUUUUUUUUAGCCUUUUCCUUAUGAUCAAAGGUUUUUUAUUUGGUUUUUGUUGGGUUGAUGAUGAUCACCAUGUUGUUAAAGUGUGAAGGACUGAUUAGCGUGUUAAUUGCUGUUAUAGUGUAAAUAAUGAUAAUAAUAUCAUAAUUUUGAGUA
Salvia splendens (bonfire salvia) is the source of this 1871-nucleotide messenger RNA. Its product is annotated as FCS-Like Zinc finger 8. NCBI's taxonomy places the organism in Eukaryota, Viridiplantae, Streptophyta, Magnoliopsida, Lamiales, Lamiaceae. Bases 715 to 1605 code for a protein of 296 amino acids. The transcript is spliced from 3 exons. The record is from RefSeq and is a predicted model, not a curated record.